GGGAAGUGUGAACCGAUUAGUCCCGAGCAAGACAAGUCCAGCCCAUGUGUCCACUGCUCAGUGUGACGGUUUAAGGCUCUCGCUCGUUUGGUUCCGUGGAGCAACCCUCCCACCUACCGGAGGAGUCUCGCGACAGCCUGCAGGCUUUCAGCAAGAAACCCGUCACGAGCCAAUAAACACCCGGCCAGAGAGCCACCGGCAUUUGUUUCAGGUAGUUAACGUUAGCGAUGAGUGGCGCCAUGCAUUUUAAAAACUGCGGCUCUGUGCUGGUGACGGGAGCCAGCCGAGGUCUCGGGCUGCAGGUCGUCGGCAGCCUGGCGAGUGGAGACUUCUCACCGGGCAAGAUAAUCGCCACGACCAGGAGCCCCGCGAGCGCGCAGAAACUUCAGGAGCUGGCAGAGAAACAUCCCAACAUCCACAUCAUCACUUUGGACGUAGUGAACCAGGAGAGCAUAGAUCACUCUGUGGAGGAGGUGGGCCAGCUGGUGCAAGAGGAGGGUCUGAACUGCCUGAUCAACAAUGCAGGGAUCAACGUGGUGGCCGACUUUCAAACCGCCACUGCAGAGAUGAUGAUCGAAAACUUCCACACCAAUGCGGUGGCUCCUCUAAUGAUCACCAAGGCCUUCCAGCCUCUGUUGAAACGAGCUGCGUUGAGAGGAGGAGCAGGUGGCGUGGGGAGCAUGGGCAUCCAGAGGGCGGCGGUCAUUAACAUGACGUCUCUGCUCGGUUCCGUGGAGCUCAACUGGGGCGAACGGGCCAACAACUUCAAAUGGUACCCCUACAGGACGUCCAAGAGCGCCCUGAACAUGGUGAGUCGCUGUAUGGCUGUAGACCUGGAGCCUGAUGGGAUUCUCUGUAUGGCUGUACAUCCCGGCUGGGUCCGCACUGACAUGGGGGGGUCUGAGGCUCCACUGAGUCCGGAGGAGAGCGUUUCUUCUCUCCUGACUGUGAUCGGUGGCCUGACUGAAAAGGAUCACGGGUCAUUUCUGAACUUUACGGGAGAGAUUUUGCCUUGGUGACUCAUCUUAUAAGCCCGUCUAACGGAUCUGAAUGGCUAUUCAGUCCAGUUAGGAUCAUCGUCAACUAGUUAAACUAGCAAAGUUAAACGACUCAGAGAGCACAGCGUUUUAGAAAAUCCGACGUACUGUCCACCCAGUAUACUGAUAGAUGCUUUACAAAAGCAUCUAUCCAAGCUGUGUUCAAAUGGAAACAUUAACGUAUACAUCAACGUCAUUGUCCCAGACAAAAAUACUUUGUUUUACCCCUGAGUUUUACGGUUGUAUUGAUAGAUAGAUAGAUAAGUACUUUAUUGAUCCCUAAAGGGAAAUUCAGGAUCCAAGUAGCUCCAAACAUCACACAAACAUAAUAUACACAUAUUGUGAGGAUUUGCAGAAAUGAAGUGAAUUAUCUGCAGUUUCACUUUCUAAUAUAGUAUCUACAGACAGCAUGUGCAAUACCACAUGUGCAAUAGUUCAGGCUGCUGCUUAAAUACGGUAAAAUGGAAAUUGUUUACCUAUUUUUAGUAAUUAUUUUAGAUCUUUACUGUUUAGAGUUUUGAGCAUCAUUGUUGUGAAACGGUAUUAAAAGGUUUAAAUUCC
This is a messenger RNA of Cyclopterus lumpus (lumpfish), 1598 nucleotides long. RefSeq lists its product as uncharacterized. NCBI's taxonomy places the organism in Eukaryota, Metazoa, Chordata, Actinopteri, Perciformes, Cyclopteridae. Bases 228 to 1019 code for a protein of 263 amino acids. The record is from RefSeq and is a predicted model, not a curated record. The transcript is spliced from 6 exons.